Jaminaea rosea is the source of this 882-nucleotide messenger RNA. RefSeq lists its product as hypothetical. The record is from RefSeq and is a predicted model, not a curated record. NCBI's taxonomy places the organism in Eukaryota, Fungi, Basidiomycota, Exobasidiomycetes, Microstromatales. The transcript has a single exon. The coding region runs from base 344 to 811 and encodes 155 amino acids.
AUGAACGAGGUGUCUGGGACGACCGCUGUCGUCGUUUUUCGCCCUACCACAGCAGUCGCCGGCCGUCGCAGCCCGCCGGUAUCAUUGUUCGCUUGCCGAGCUUUGCGAGCACUGACAAGACCCAGAGUCGGACACUUCUGGACCCAAAAGUUGCUGCGGACAGCCCUAUCUUUGCCACACGAGGCGUGACAUUGCUUCUCGAAGUGGCCCACUCGCCGCACGUCAAACGUCGUACCUGCGCAAGCUUGGGGAACACUGCGCCAAUGCGCAGGCUGAGGAUAAACAAAUACCGCUCGCGUUCGCCUUGAGAUGCUGUGCGACGUGGGAUGAUGCGCAAGGUGAGAUGCAAGUGAGGUCCGACUUGAUCCUGCCAAGAAGAGAAUGGGUACACGCGGAAUUCGACAAGGCGAAUUGCACAGGUCGAGGCUACUUCCCUGCUUCGCCUUGCGUACUGUACCGUAGCAUUGGACUGAGUACGCUUCAUGGCCGCAAGUUGCUAAGGGACGUGUCAUGCCCGUGCGGGCAGGAGGACGACGACAAGGUCGAUGCGGCCUCGAAGGUUCCCUUGAACCCAUGUCAGCGCAGCAGAAAAGCAAAACCUACGGAGCGAUGCGACGCGAAGCGAUACCAAUUCCAGCACGACCUGCCCCGCCCGUGUCUCGUCAUUCCAAUGUGCGAGUGUGAGCGAGUGAAUGAACACUACGUCUGGCUCGAAGCAUGCGGUCAUCACCACCCUCGCUUGCACCAGCCCGCGAUUGUGACAGGAGAGACAAGGGGGACCAGUCCGAGGGCGCUAGAUUCUGAAUCGUAGGCUCUUGGCCUUCUCAUGACGUCAAUCCUAUUCGCUACACACAAUGCUAGAUCCGCCUGGGGCUUGGGCUA